UUAUUAUUGUUUUCUCAGAUCUGGCUUCAUAGUGAAAAAAUCGUUUCUUUGAGUUCAUUACUAAAUCUCCAAGUUGGUUUGGUUCUCUUUGUUUGUCUCACGAUUCGAAACUCUUCUUAGCUUUGAUUGUGAUAAUGACUUCAGUUAACAGUGUCUAAUUUAGGAAAUAAUGAAGAUGAUUGGGAGAAUUUUGGAGUAAAACAACAUUGUUUUGUGUUAGUUCUUUAGAAGUCACAUUUUCCUCUUUGUUGAAAAGUCUCUGUUGUUUAAUUUUCCCGUCAAUGUCCCAGAGAGGUCUCCCACGAGUUACGCAACUAAACUCUGUGUAUAUUAAUUGAUUUUUUGGAGUGUUAUUUAAGAAGUCUUUUUUUGCUUGUUUUGUUUUGAAGAAAAGGGUUAUUUGAUUUUGAUUUGUUAUGGAUAAGAUUUUUUUGAUUUCUUGAUAACAUUUUCAGGUUUUGAAAGAUGGUGUCACAUGAAGAGAACACAAGUAUUGUGGAAUGGUUUCUUGGUCCACAUCCGUACACGUAUCCUCCUUAUGGUAUUGAGAUGAUUCAUGAUGACGAUGAAGUAGCUCAUCAUCAACACCACCAGAGCGGUGAGUAUUACAGAGAUUAUGAAGAUCGUCGUAGAAGUGAUGUAGAUAAUGAUGAGAUCAUUGCAAGAACUCUCCAAGACGAACUUUUGCAGCUUGAAAUCGCUGAAAGUAACGAUUAUUCGCAUCAGCAACAACAUCAGCAUCAGCAAGAAGUUUAUACUAACAACUAUAGUAAUAACAACAACGAAUAUGCUUGGAAUGAUCAGUCUACUGUGGAUUAUUCUUCAGAAUGGAUAGGAAAUGAUAAUGAUCAAGAUGAGAGGAGUGAUGAUUCGGUAAAUGUCUUUUCGUGUUCAAGCCCGAGUGACACGGAUGAGUAUGUGUACUCGUGGGAAUCAGAUCAAUGUGAUGCUGAUGGUGAAUUUGGCAGGAGACUGAAUCAAAUGGUUCCCAUUCCGUAUAUACCCAAAAUAAAUGGAGAAAUACCUCCAGAAGAAGAAGCAGUUUCAGAUCAUGAAAGACUUCGGAAUAGGUUAGAGCUGUUUGACUUCACUGAGGUUAAGGUUCCAGGAGAUGGUAAUUGCCAGUUCCGUGCUUUAGCUGAUCAACUGUACAAAACCGCAGAUCGCCAUAAACAUGUUAGACGACAAAUAGUAAAACAGCUCAAAUCUCGUCCAGAUUCUUAUCAAGGAUAUGUUCCUAUGGACUUCUCUGAGUACCUAAAAAAGAUGUCUCGGAGCGGCGAGUGGGGUGAUCAUGUGACAUUACAGGCAGCUGCAGAUGCGUAUCGGGUGAAAAUAGUAGUCCUAACAUCAUUCAAAGAUACAUGUUACAUCGAAAUUCUUCCUACCUCCCAAGAAUCCAAAGGAGUAAUCUUCUUGAGCUUCUGGGCAGAGGUUCACUACAACGCCAUCUACUUAAACAGAGAUACAUCUGAAACAGAGCUACAGAGGAAGAGAAAAUGGUGGCGUUUCGGAAACUAGACAAGGGCGUUGGAUCAUCAUCAGCAACUGGGUUAUAUUAAUAUUUAUUGACUUGAGACAGGGAUGUUCUUUGAAAUUAGUCCCUUCGUAGAGAGAGAGGAUGAACAGAGCUCAUAGCUUCAAAGUCUUACAAUAAUAUUAUUUUCUUCUUUGAAAGAAAGAAAAUUUAUCUGCCCAAAACAGAAUUAACAAACUAAAUAAAAAAUACACAACACUUUGAUCA
Messenger RNA from Camelina sativa (false flax), 1744 nucleotides. NCBI's taxonomy places the organism in Eukaryota, Viridiplantae, Streptophyta, Magnoliopsida, Brassicales, Brassicaceae. The record is from RefSeq and is a predicted model, not a curated record.